AUGUCCACGAACAAAGACCUAGCCGGCAAAGUCGCAAUAAUCACAGGCUCCAGCCGCGGCAUCGGCGCCGCCAUAGCCCUAAAACUCGCCCAACGAGGAGCAGACAUAGCCGUAAACUACGUCUCCAAUGCCACGGCCGCUGAGUCCGUCGUCGAGCAGAUCCGCGCUCUUGACGUGCGCGCCAUCGCCUUCAAAGCCGACGUCUCCAAGGAAGAAGAGGUGAAGGCCAUGUUCGAGAGUCUGCACCGUGAAUUCGGCCGUCUGGACAUCGCAGUCAGUAACUCGGGCAUCGAGCAUUUCGGGAGUCUGUCUGAGGUCAAAGGCAGCGAUAUCGACGCUGUCUUUGCGGUUAAUGUCAAGGGACAGUAUUUCGUUGCGCAGCAGGCUUAUCGCUUCAUGGGAGAUUACGGGCGGGUUAUUUUGACUUCGUCUAUUUCUGCCGUUAAGGGUGUCCCUCGUCAUGCUGUCUACGCUGCUUCUAAAGCCGCUGUGCAGGGUAUGACCAAGUGUCUGGCGAUGGACUUUGGUCCGCGAAACAUCACGGUUAACUGCAUUGCGGCUGGCGGCGUCAAGACUGAUAUGUAUGCUGAGAUGUCGGCUAAGUAUAUCCCCGGCGGCGACAAGAUGAGUCCGCAGCAGAUUGAUGAUGUCUUGAGCAAGUGGUCUCCGAUGAAUCGGCCUGGGGAGGUUGAGGAUGUUGCUGGGGUUGUGUCUUUGAUUGCUAGCCCUGAGUCGCAGUGGUUGACUGGGCAGACUUGGCAGGUCUCUGGUGGUGCUUAUAUGGUGUAG
Molecule: messenger RNA, 789 nt
Organism: Penicillium roqueforti
Lineage: Eukaryota; Fungi; Ascomycota; Eurotiomycetes; Eurotiales; Aspergillaceae
Exons: 3
Coding region: 1-789 (262 amino acids)
Molecular function (GO): oxidoreductase activity
Source: RefSeq, a predicted model, not a curated record